Molecule: messenger RNA, 1175 nt
Organism: Drosophila subobscura
Lineage: Eukaryota; Metazoa; Arthropoda; Insecta; Diptera; Drosophilidae
Product: 27 kDa glycoprotein
Exons: 1
Coding region: 16-993 (325 amino acids)
Source: RefSeq, a predicted model, not a curated record
CCGGCGGGAUCAGUCAUGGAGAGAACGCCGAGCGCUACGCACUUGCUGCUGCUGGCCGUCAUCGGAUGGGGCUGCUGCCUGGCCCUGGGCGCGGGACAGCUGCCAGAGGUUGAUCCGGCGACGGUGAAGGAUCUGGAGGAGCUGGGCGCCCACUAUCUGCCCGCGGGCUACACGAAGGCGAACGUCUCGCUGGCGGACUUGCAGCGUCUGCUGCGGGCCAAAUGCGAGAAGGCCAACCAGGCGCUGCCCGCGGGCUCCGUGAAUGCCACGGCGCUGGGCACGGCCAUCGAGCAGGCGGGCGGACAGCUGAUGGGCUGCAUUGGUGGACUGGCGAACGUCACGGAGAUCCUGGACGAGAUAGAGAAGGCGAGCCCCAAGGGGGACCUGGACGUGGUGUUCGAGAAGUACUGCCUGCGCCUGCCGCAGGCCAAGGCCUGCCUGCGGGACUUCAAUGCCGCGCUGCAGCCGUGCCUCACCCGCGAGGAGCGCUCGCACAAUGCCCUGAUGCAGCGCAUCAUGGACAAGCUGCUGGAGUUUGUGUGCUACAAGAACGGCGACCAGAUCGCCCUCUUCAUCGCCGAGCAGGGGCCGGAGUGCCUGCAGGCGAGCCGCGACCACAUCGCCACCUGCCUCAACACGACCUUCUCCGGCUACCUGCCCCAGGUGGGGCAGCUCUCCUCCGAGAACGUGGCCGACCUGCUGCCGGAGCUCGUGCUGGGCCCCCGCCAGUGCGUCGACCUGCACGACUUUGAGAUCUGCACCGUGCGCCACCUCGAGCGCUGCGAGACCAUCACGCCCAGCAACAUCGUGGAGUCCAUGUUCCGCUACGUCCGGAAGGAGUCCAACUGCCAGCCGGCCAUCGAUCGUGCACUCCAGGAGCGCCGCCGUGCCCAGGCCCUCACAGCGCCAGACCCGGCGGACGGUGGUGCCGCCUCGCUUGCGUUUGUCGGACGCCUGCUCCUGCUGCUCGCCCCAUUGGUGGCUCUCCUCUAACCGGGAGGACACGAUGCCCACCCACCGAUUCUCCAUUUUGCGUGCGUGUGUGUGUGCCUCCGCCUCCUCCUACUCCCUUCGCUUAUCCUUUUUCUCUCCUUUCUGCUUUCUCUUUUUUUUUCUGAUAUUUUAUAAUUAUGUUUAAUAAACUUUUGCAAGUCGAGCGUAAGCCGCUUAACGGA